AUAGGAUGCCUCAUUUACUUGCUCUCAAAACAGCAUGCCUGGGAGUGUGGGUAACAAAGCACGCAGGACAGUAAGACUGAGGCCAUUGCUCCAAGAAACAGGGGGCACAAAAAUGAUUUGGGAUAAUGAACCGUGCCAGAAAGUGCGUGCUGUAUCUGCCCUCCCUGCCUCAGAACCGUGCGCUAAUGUGCAGACACGCCUGAUGGACAUGGGGUGGAAAUCUGCACGAAGAGCUUGAGAAACCAAGGCAAUCGAUGAGAGGCCGGGGGCUGGGUGAGCCGUGAGGGCAGGCCCGGAACGGGACGGUCCCCGGACGGGGUGUGCGGAGCGCGGCGCCAGGCGCAGAAGGGACAGGUUUCCCGCUGCCUCUCACGGGAACCCCCCGCUCCAGCAGGAGGGAGGUAGGCUCAGAUCGCCUCCAUCAAAGGAGCGGUAGGAAAGUGAAGUUCUAAGAUCGCUCCCUUGAUCCCGACUGGAAGAAACGGAAUCCAGUAAGAGCAAAGAGUAAAGAUGGCUGAAUUUACAGGCUACAAGGAAACUUCUAAUCGCCAUCUACGCUUCAAGUUGCAGAGUCUUGGCCGUCGUCUUGAUGAACUAGAGGAAGCAACAAAAAAUCUCCAGAAAGCUGAGGAUGAGAUUCUGGAUCUCCAGGACAAAGUUAUCCAGGUAGAAGGCAGCAAUUCUAGCAUGCUGGCUGAUGUUGAAGCACUGAGAAAAAGAGUGCUGAAAAUUGAAGGGAAGGAUGAAGAAAUCAAGAAAGCGGAAGAGCUCUGUCGGCUGAUGAAAGCAAAACUAGAAGAGGAGGAAAGUCUCACCCGUGAGCUUAAGUCAGAAAUCGAACGACUUCAGAAGCGAAUGGCAGAGCUGGAAAAGCUAGAGGAAGCUUUUGGCAGGAGUAAGAAUGACUGUACUCAGCUGUGCUUGAGUCUCAAUGAAGAGAAGAAUUUGACCAAAAAAAUCUCUACAGAACUGGAAAUGUUUAGGGUGAAAGUAAAAGAACUUGAAACCUCUGAAGACAGGUUAGAUAAAAUGGAACAGAGUUUAGUAAGUGAGUUAGAAAAACUGAAAUCUUUAGCUCUGAGCUUUGUUAAUGAAAGAAAACACUUUAAUGAAAGAGAAAAGCAGAAUGAGAAAAUCAUUCAAGAACUAACGCAAAAGCUUGAACAAAAUAACAAGCUAAACAGAGCUGAUCAAACUAGAAAUGCAUCAAAUUUGCUAGAAAGGUCAUCACACAGUCUUCUGGAUAGAAAUGACCUGAGAAUUGAAGAUGACUUGACUUCUUCGUUGGCUUCCAAAGAAGCCAGAAGAAAGGGAAGCUUAGAUUACCGAAAGCAUGUUGAAAAUGAAACCCGGAAUAAAUCAGAAAAUCAAAAGAAUAAAAAUCAAGAAGACAAUAAAGUGAAGGACCUGAACCAAGAAAUUGAGAAAUUAAAAACUCAAAUUAAACAUUUUGAAUCUUUAGAAGAGGAACUAAAAAAAAUGAAAGCCAAAAAUAAUGAUCUUCAAGACAGUUAUCUGAGCGAACAGAAUAAAAACAAGCUCUUAAUAGAUCAAUUAGAAGAAAUUAAAAUGCAAAUCAAAAAACAGAAAGACCUGGAGAAUGGAGAGGUGGAAAAUGAAGAUACGAGCUUCCCUGGCAGAGUCCGACACGACAAAUCUAAAUGCAGAGGUAUCACAGCCGAGCUAUCGGUUGCAAAACACAAGUCACGGGAGCUUUCGCCGCAGCAUAGACGUGAAAGGACACGGAACAGGGACUUCUCCUUUAAUAAUAACAAUUAUCUGCAAAGCAGCAAGCAAGUUUCCAGUCCCAGUUUAACCAGCACGAGAGCAACAAAGGCAUCUAGUAAACCUGCUCUGUUGGACACUGCGGUUGCCGAAACAAAAAGAGUGGAUCCACAAGACAGAUCAACAAUUUCUACAUACUUCUCCGUGCAGAAAGAUGUUCCACAGAGCGAAGGGAAGAAAUCAAGAGAGCAGCCCUCUGUCCUGAGUCGAUACCCCCCUGCUGCGCACGAGCAGAAAGCUUGGAGGAUGUCUUCAAAACCUGGGAAUGAAAGUGGGCUGAAGACUAAGGUUGAAAAGCUGUCUCAAACAGGUAGUGAUAUUUGCCACAGUACUUCUGAUGUGCUUAAUGAAAAACCCAACAAAGGAGAAACAUCUGUGUUUUUGGCAGAAAAAAUUAAAAUAACUCAAUUGGAGACAUCUGAUCACUGUGUGGAGGCGGUCUUUACCAAAAGUACCCAUGCAGCACCCAAUGGAACAGGCUUUUCACGGAGAUGCCAUCUUUCUCCACAAGUGCCAGCAGAUGAACCCAGUAGCUCGAAAGCAGAAGCAGCAGUGCCCUCUGCUCUGUCUCACAGGCAGCCCUUGGAAGGGAAGUCUAAAAGGACAAUCAACUCCCAGGAUAAAGAAUUUGCAGACGCUUUACUUGAAAAUGCAAAGCCUUCAGUUCUCAUGAGGCACUCGCACAACUCAAAAAGCCAGGAAGACAUUAUACAGAAUCUCACAGCUCUGGACAAAGAAGAACCGAACCAGAGCGCAGCCUCGAUAAGCGAUCUCACAAACAUUGGUCUGAAAUCAGACGCCUUGAGAUCCAAAGCCGUUAAACCAACAAGCGAUGAGAAACUUUAUCCAAAUGAGGAGAUAGGCAAAAGUAUGAAAGCUAGCAGCCAGUCGGAACUAGAGCCAAGAAAAAGACCUAAUUCCAGAGACUUUCCAAGCUCCAGAGGAGUAUUUAGAUCGUCUAUCUUUGAAAAUGAUAACAGUACUGGAAAUGAAGAAGAAUCCACCAAACCCAUCAAAAUACCUUCAGAUGCCACCAGCCUCGGAUUGAAAUCCAGAAGGUCAUUCAGCCCUAGAGAAGCCCUGAGAUCCAAAGCUGUUAUUAAGCCUGUAAUCAUUGAAAAGGACAUGAAAGAAGUAAUGGGAGGCACUGGGUCUGAAACAGUCUCUGAAAAACAGAAACCUGUCUUUAAAACCGUGACAAAUAAAAUGACAAGUAGCAUCACCAUCUUCCCCUCUGAGCCGGCCGCUCCAAAAGCCACCACAAAUGAGGCAACAAAGGAAAGACAUACUUCUACUAGCAAUAUCAGGGUUGCUCCAAGCGAGCUGCCAUCAGCAACAAAUAACAUCAGCACACCUUUCGAGAUCUCACUCAGCAAGAGCGACAUUGCUUUGAAAUUAUGUGAGGCGGACAGAACGGCGGACUCGGCUCUGAGAAACAAAGCUGAAACACUCGUUUCGAGAAGCAGCAUUAUGAUAAGAUCUUCUGAAUCCAUUGAGAAGAACAACAGCGAGCCACCAGCGGAGACAAUCAGCUGGAAGAGUCACAGGUCAUUAGAAACUCUCUCACCAGAGUCGAAGCACGUCACUGUGAGAAGUGCCUGGAGGACGAGGCAGGGCAUCCAUUCUUUUGAGGACUCUCCAUCCAAAGUGGAAAAAAGAAUAACUUCCACUAUUACAAAUACGAUCAAGUCAUCGUCAGACGUCUCUCAGACGGAAGGGACCAACGAAAGGAUAAAUUCAUUUGAGCAGAACUCGAGAAGGUCCAGCGCCACUACUAAUUCUUGGAGCACUCCGGAGUUAGGCUCUAGAAGGACCAAAAGUAGCUUAAGUGCAUCCGAGCUGCUCACGCACAGGAGCUACAUCACGGAUCCCAUGACAGCGUGGAGUCCUACUGCAUUACCGGAGGAGAAUAAAGAUCUUAUACGCAGCUCCAGAGGAAAACAAUAUGGCUCUUCUGACCAGCUCUCUCAAGCUGACACUCCAGGGAGAAGGCCAGCCUCCAAGACAGAUCUGCAACAGGAUGCAGAUCUUCAAGCACAGACAGGCAGUAAGACAGAGGAACAGGGUAUUUCUCGCUCCUGCCGGAUGACCUCUAGGAGAUGAACUUCAUUUCUUUCCACCAAACAACCACUCCAUUUCGUGGGGCAAGAAACAGGAUGUUACCAGCUGCAUGGAUGUCAUUCCUGGCCUGUAAACUCCUCACUGUGAGCCUGGAACCUGUUUUCUAAUGUGAUUUGUGUAGGACAGAAGUUUUACCAGCGAAAUUUCCUCUGCUGCCAGGGAGGAUGCUACAGAGACUUCACUCAGGGGAAUCCCACUUUGUCUCUGUGCCCAAGACUGGAAUUGUCUCUGUGGGACUACAGCCCUGUCUCCAUAGGGGAACCCUUUUGGGUGUAUAACCAUUGCUUCUACACCAAGCUGUGGUACUUGCAGGAACUCAAGCAAACUCUCCUUAACCACUUUUAUUUAGAAAAAGAUGCCAGAGCCACCCUAGCAACCAUGAUGUAGCUGCUCUUCACAGCAGGGCAACACAUCUGGAUUUCUACAAGAAAUCUCAGCUUCCUCCAGGUGUGGAAGAGUUGGAGUUUGCAUUAUUCGUGAUCUGCCUUUGCUAUUGCUCCACCUCUCCAAGGACAGAUUACAGUGAAGCCAAGACAUGAGACUGGGCUACAGUCAGACCUUGCACCAGAAAAGCAUGUGAGCUCCCAACCCUCUUAAUUGAUAUUUAGAAGGAAGCACUUUUCCCCAGAUCACAUCACUCAAAUGUUGUAAACUGCUGUGCUGGGCAGGAGCAAGAAGAAUAUUGCUUAAAUGUAGCUUCUUCCCGAUCCCUCCCGCACCUGCUGCGACAGUCACUGCAUAACUCAAGAUCCACAUUUCAUUGGCCAGGUUUUACAAUAUGGGACUAUUUGUUUGAGCCAAACAAGACAGCAAUACUCAUCCCAAUGCAAUGUUAUGCUGGGUUGGACCUGGGUGCCUUUUGGCCAGAGCUCUGUGUUCUCCCACCCCCAAGAGUCACCAGCUCUGCCUCCCAGCUUCAGCUCCUGAACACUGCAUUUAACAUCCUACCCUCAGGGGGCUACACAACCCCCUCACCACCCCUCCCAAAGCUGGUUUUUUUCCUUCGAAAAGGUGAGUGAAAUGCACAGCGGAGCUGAAUCCUGUGCUCAACUUGGAUCCAUAAUGCUCAGGCUGCUUUGGGGCAAACCUGUGCCCCUCCCCACAACCCCUCUCCCAUGUCUCUCUGUGGCCUAUGCCUUCAGCGGGGCAGGGAAGAGGAAGGUACUGCACUGGUCGGGGGUAGGAGCACAAAGUCCAUCAAAGCCCAGCCACCACAAACUUCCUCCAGGACUGUGCUAAUGAUGGGGCCUGUGCAAAGCUGCCAGCUCAACAAGGAGCAAGCAUCUCUCCUGCAAAGCCCUGUUGCCUGCAGCUGUGCAGUCUGGUUCUGCUUGUUCUGGGGAAAGUGAUAGAUGGGGACUCAUAGGUUGGCCUAUGGGAACAGGAGAGCUACCCCUUCUCCCCAUCCCCAUACCUGUCCCAACACUUCUUUUUGCCUGUCAGGCAUAGCUGCUGCCCCUGUACAAGGUCACCUGAGGGUCCUGCAGCCUCGGGGUAUCAAGACAUAGCGGGGGAAGGAACAAUAGGACAAAACCCAUCCCUUCUGGAUCCACCCAAUUGCCAUGCACUGUCCUAGGAGACAUGAAGUAGCUUGGUCUGGUGGCAGCCAGAUACGGUUUAGUCUUCCUCUGAGCCCACAGCCUAGCAUGUCCGGCACUGUCGCCUCUCACCCAGCACAGGAACAUUCCUGAUGAUUUUCUCCUUAGCACCGUAGUGGGGAAGGCAUGCUUGUCUUCUUGCCCCUGUUCAGCCUGGCCCAAUAAGGAUGGCAGGGCCUACUUUCAAAAGGGGUCUGAGCUGCAUGUCAUUGCGGCCAGGGGAGGAGGGUGAUCUGCUACAAACUUUGGCUAAGUAACUUAAGGCUUUCCUGUGACAGGGGUGUAGGUCGUAGCCGUGUUGGUCUAAGGACAUAGGCAGACCAGGUUCUUUGGGUGAAACUGGUAUCUUUUAUUAGACCAACUUAAAUAGUUGAAAAAAAAUUUUUUUUAGCAAGCGUUUGGAUUUAAAAACUCUUCAUCAGGCUGAGGAAUCCUCUGUGGUCUGUGUGGGCUCCUCCUGGAUGGCAUGAAUAGUAAAGCUUGGCACAUGGGGCGGUUUAGCUCUCAGAUACAGGCCUGUCUACCACAGGGCCCAGCAGCUGUUCGACUACCUCCUUCACCUCCUGUAGUUUACCUGCUGCUUACCAGUAAGAUUGCAUCCCCUUGCAUCUCACACCACUCCCACAGGGCUAGUGGGGAUGGGCUCUCAACAUAGGCUGACACAGAUCUUACUUGGCAGUUCCCAGGUGGUGGGCUCUGGGCUCUCGCCUCCCAGCUACAUAGCUGUGGCUUGAUUGUAAGGAAUUAUUUUAACAUCAGCAGUGGUGCCAUCUGCAGCAGCUGAAUGAAUGCCUUACUAAGCUAUCAGCCACACUGGAGCUCCUGACCCAUCUCUCUCUCUGCAGGCAGGACCUUCCCUGUUUGAUGCAACAGCUGCUGAGCGUUUUUACUGUAAAUGCUCAGGGCUAGAUCUUCAAAAGCUGCUGGGCACCUUUUAGUGUCCGAUUCCACCUUUGUACAUGCCAUUGAUGUUCUCCCCACCUGGCUGCUGCCUAACCCCCAAAAGUGUCUAUAUUUUUGGUGACCUAGGCAAUGCUUUCUAAGCGUUGAUGCUGCACAGCGAAGGCUGUGUAGAGCACUAGCAGAAGCCGAAGACAGUAUAGUUCAAUGUUAGGUGACUUGAUAGCGGCCUACAAGUAUGUCAGAGGUGAACGCCAGGAUCUAGGGGAGCAGCUCUUCAGGAAGGCACUUCACGGGGGGAUGAGGAUCAAUGAGCAUAAGCUAAUAGAGGACAAAUUCAGGCUAGAUGUAAAGAAAGGACUUUUUUCUCUUUAAGGGUCACCAGAAUCUGGGACACACUCCCAGCAGAAGUGGUGUGAUCACCCUCCUUGGAGGUGUUGUAGAUGGGGCUGGACAGGUACCUCAUUGAGCUCACCUGAGCCCAGUAACUUCCUGCCCAUAGCAGGGGACUGGACUUGAUGAUCUUACAGGUCCCUUCCAGUUCUGUGGUUAUUCCCUCUCUAUCUUGCCAGUGGGACCCAAUGCCAGCUGAAUGCUCUAAGCAUGACAAACUGCAGGGUACCAAAAUCUGGAAGGACAGUAUAGCACUUGCCCAAAAUACAACCAGAAAAGGAAGUAAAGAUGUGUGACAGUAGUGAGUUGAACCCUCAUCUCCCAUGUCCUGAGUGAGCCUGUAGCUCACUCCAUGAAUAUACAAGUACGGGCUCCUCAGCUCAGAACACGGUAUGGCUGGACCUUCGGCUGCUUCCCUGUGACAUGGCAAACUUGGGUUUAACCAAAUCAGGCAAGGAGGAAUAAGAACCUGGCUGUCCGUGUAUGCCCAGUGAAGACUAGCUGGGUAUCUGUAUUCUCGUGUUACAUCAAGAAAUGAACAUGAGCUCCCCAAGCAGCUGACUCCUGAUUUCAGGAGGGGUUCCUGGCUGAGGAGCUUGAGCAGGGCUGGCACUUGUUUGGCUACAGCAAUGUGUUGCCUGGUGCUUCUGGCUGAAGACAAAGUUAGAUACCUGCACGCCCCACAGUGCAUUUCUAAGGAUCACUUCCUUAGGCACCUACCUCUUCUUGCAUAGUUUAUGGGGAGCCUGGAGUUUAAUUUUGGAUUCAGGCAUCCAAUAGUUGGCUGCUAGGGCACCUAGGGGAUGGUCCCUGAACACAGAAAGCCUCGCAUCCCUUUGAAGAUCCAGCCUUCUGCUAUGUUGCCAUUCCCACAGGAAAGGAGUGGAAUCAGUCCCGUAGCUACUGAGUGGCUUUCACCUGCUAGCAGGUUAUUGGGAUGGGUCUGUACUCGUGGCACAAAGGUCAGACUGAGCAGAGCCCUUGAACUGUCAUUCCACGUCUUCCUGUUUAGGGCCAAGUACCUAAACACAGGCUCCCUGGCUCUUUUCACUCCCUUCUUCCUUUCCAGCAGUCUGAGCCUAGUAUACCAGUAUCACAGCUCUUCCCAAGAGAAUUCAUUUCAUUCCUUACUGGGGAAGCUUGGACUUUGUAGUCACCAGGCUCUGCUUGUGUACAGCCUCACACAAGCUUAUCUUCAUUGCCCAGGCCCAACAGCCUCCCAGCACACCCCAAACAUAUCUGAUGUUAGGAAGUAAAACAGUGCAAGCCCCCAGAGCAAAUGCAGCGAGCCUAUUUGUUACUCAAAAGAGUGUCUCAGUUGUUACUGGAACCCGUUCAUAGCCAGCAUCAGCAGCCUUUCAGCUGUACACCUGAGAGGACCAAGAGUACUGAUGUCCUCCCCAAACACAACAGGGGCUUCCCACAAAAAAAACCUGUAGAAGCCCACACAGUGGAGUU
Molecule: messenger RNA, 8255 nt
Organism: Alligator sinensis (Chinese alligator)
Lineage: Eukaryota; Metazoa; Chordata; Crocodylia; Alligatoridae
Gene: LUZP1
Product: leucine zipper protein 1
Exons: 4
Coding region: 511-3888 (1125 amino acids)
Source: RefSeq, a predicted model, not a curated record